Messenger RNA from Oryza sativa Japonica Group (Japanese rice), 1034 nucleotides. RefSeq lists its product as uncharacterized. The record is from RefSeq and is a predicted model, not a curated record. Gene Ontology annotation, biological process: transcription by RNA polymerase III. Gene Ontology annotation, cellular component: RNA polymerase III complex. Lineage: Eukaryota; Viridiplantae; Streptophyta; Magnoliopsida; Poales; Poaceae.
UACCCUAACACAGCCAGCCCGGGACCACCACGCCGCGCGGUACCGCCGCCGACGCCGCACUUCCCCUCGCGCCGCGCCGCUGUUCUCUUCUCCGGCCGCGCUUCUGCCGCGCGGAGAGGUUCGCCGCCUCGAUCGACAUCCGUCCCCCCUCCAGAUGGCGUCCCGGGGCCGCGGGAGAGGCCGGGGGAGGCGGGGAGGAGGGUACGGCUUCGACCACCCGGCCAAGCACACCCCCCACGAGGAUUUCCCGGACAUCACCCUGCCGGAGAUGACGUGCGCCAGGGCGACCAUGGAGGAGAAGGCUCUGAUACAGUCCACCUUGAAAUUUGAGGAUUUCUGGAAGACUUCUUGCUACCACCUGGAGGAGGAUGUCCCCAAGAAAAAGAAUGAUGAUAAAGAGAUUGAAAGGUAUUCUGAUAGGAAACGUAAGACACAUUCCAAACGUGAAGCUCUUGCGUCAUAUCUUAUACUAACUCCUGCAAAUUUCCCUGUGGAACUAGUGCAAGGUUCUAAGCGAGGACAGCCAAGCAGUAAGAAGCUGCGUUGGGAUAGAAGCUCAGAUGAUCAGGCAUUUGAAGUUUUUGAGAAGCUUGAAGAGAAGCACAAGGACGGAGACAAGAAAACAGAAAAGGAUGGGGAUGAUGAGGAUGAACAUGAAGAGGAAGAAGUAGAAGAGGAGAAUUCAGAUGAUGAUUAUAAUCAGAAUAUCGAGUUUGAUGACGACGAUGAUGACUGGAACCAAGAGGAGGAAGCACAUGAAGACUACUAUGAUUAGAGCCACUGUCUACAAAAGUUGUCCAAUAUCAAGUUUUGUUUCUGUUCAUUUUUCUCUAUAGUACUUGCUAGGUGAUUAGAGGUAAAUGUUUUCCUGUCAAUAUGCGGUAUCAGAAACUAGGAUCUGUCUGAAUUCUGAAAUAUGGAGUAGGCUGCUGCUACUGUUCCUAUUGUACUGAAGACUGGCAAGAAUUGAUUUAUAUGUUCUGGGAUGUGCUUCGUUCGAUAUUAUUAUUCCCACAUAGUAUUUGCCUUCAAAA